AUGGACCAGAACACACGGCGUUACCAAUUGAAUCCUUUCUUUAUACAUAUACAAGCUAUACCAAAUAGGAGCAACAGCAAUUAUUUAGCGUUCAAAUAUCCUCUUAAGGUUAUUCCUUCUCAGGAAGUCCCAACCCAGCUUAUAGGCUUUGCCACAGCAGAUUUCCACAUCGUCGAACAUCAGGGAUCUACUCAAAAGUAUCCGGUUCCAUCCAACAAAUACAGCUGCUCUAGAAUCGACUACGCUGUUUCACAGAACGCCGAUAUUCAGGGAGCUAUUGGUGGUUCACAGAUGUUCAUGCGCUAUGCGAGCAACUUUUGCGGUGUGCAAGGCCUCGACUUUUACAAGCAGUCAGACGGCAGCUACAAGCUGUACAUUUAG
Molecule: messenger RNA, 381 nt
Organism: Trichoderma virens Gv29-8
Lineage: Eukaryota; Fungi; Ascomycota; Sordariomycetes; Hypocreales; Hypocreaceae
Exons: 3
Coding region: 1-381 (126 amino acids)
Source: RefSeq, a predicted model, not a curated record